UUAACAAUAUACUAUGACUGAACAUACAAACCAUAUUUUAAAACUUGAUAAUAAUCUUUUGCCCAUUGAGGAGCCUUUCAACACCUACUCCUUGAAGUUUUCUUCUUUCAUUCUUUCUUCUGUUCCUUUUUUUCCAGCAUUUCAGAAAGUAUUCUCCUUUGAUUUUGUGUGUUUGUGUGAAUUACAAAGAAAGCAUUAGCAUUAUUCAUGGCUGGAAACAAAUUUGCAACCAUGUUGCACAAGAACACCCACAAAAUCACUAUGAUUCUAGUCUAUGCAGUCCUUGAAUGGAUCUUGAUCAUUCUUCUUCUCCUCAACUCUUUGUUCACUUAUUUGAUCACAAAGUUUGCCGACUACUUUGGCCUUAAAAGGCCCUGCUUAUGGUGUUCUAGAGUUGAUCAUGUCUUGGAGCCUGGAAAUAAUACAAACUCCUACAGAGAUCUUGUAUGUGAGGCUCAUGCUAGUGAGAUUUCCAGACUGACUUAUUGUUCGGGUCAUCAAAGAUUGGCUGAAACUCACAAUUUGUGCACGGAAUGCUUGGCUUCUCAGCCACAAAACAACGAUGAAUCCAUUGGGAUGGCAAGGAGGAUCACGUUCAUUUCUUUGAUGAGUACGCAGAAACUUGACAAUGGUGAUCGGGUUGACAGAUGUUCUUGCUGCAGUGAGAGCUUGAGCAGUAAGCUUUAUCCUCCUUACUUGCUUUUUAAGUCUUCUUGGGGUGCUUUGGAUUAUGCACAGGCAAGAGGUUUGAUUACAGAAGCAAUGGAUGAUGACAACAAUGGAGUUGAGUUCAAAGAGAAAAAGAAGCCUAACAGCCCAGCAAGUCUUGAGGAAAAUGAGUUAAGUAAUGUUAUUUCUGAUAUUGAUAGUUUCGGUCUCACAGAAGUUGCAGAGGAAAAUUACUCAAGGUCUGAAUCAAACCUGCAAUAUGAAGAAAAGGAAGCUUAUGAAGGUGAGGAAUCAGGUAAGGCUUCCGUUCAUUCUUCUCUUGAUGAAGACAACAUCAUUCAAUUCUGUUCAGGAGAAGAUGAUUUACUUGAAAUUAUCAACCUGGGUUCUGAAAAAAAUAUUGAGUUUCAUUUCAAUCGAUUAAUUCCCAUUGAGUUGAUUGAUUCAUCAACUGCGGCAAAUCAAGUAUCCUGCAAAAUAGACGAGGGGGUGCUUAGAACAAAAGUUGAUGAAAAUGAAACUUUUGGUUCUUCAUUACUGAGUGAAACGCAAGACAAUGUCUUGGUAGAGGCACAAUUAAUUGGAAUGGAUGACAACGGAGAGAAGGCAAGGUAUGAAGAAUCAGAAAAAUCGGAGAAUGGUGUGGAUGAAGUUGAGGAUUUUUCAGUUCAAAAUGUUGGAGAAAAGAAAAUCAGGAACAGAAGAAUAGAUCAGAUUUUAUCCACAAAUGGCGAUGACAUUGGAACAGAAACCGUGAAUGAACCAGGUAGCCUUAAAGCUCAAACAGAAGAAGCAAAUGAGGCAGCCAACAAGCCUCAAGCUCAAGAACCCGCAUUGACAUGCCAACAAGAAGACCAAUCUUCCAUGAACAAACCUGAGUCUGAAUUUAUUAACCACUCUGAAGACAUCUGUCAGAAUGAUCUUGAUCAAAAGCAUGAAGAGACAAACACCAACCAGGAGAAUAUGAGUUUGGUUUGCAAGAAUCAAGAAGGGAUCAACUUAAAUUUGUCCAUUCGUUCGGAGCCUAAUGAAGCAGAUGAAGAGAAAUUUCCCGAGACACCAACCUAUGCUGAAAAUUUCCAGUACUUGCACAAGAAAUUACUACUGUUGGAGAAGAUAGAAUCAGGAACAGAAGAAUCUUUGGAUGGAAGUGUAAUAAGCGAGAUGGAAAGUAGUGAUCCGGUCCGAACAAUUGAGCGGUUGAGAUCAGCUCUGAGAACCGAACGGAAAACCCUGGGUGCCUUAUAUGCAGAACUAGAGGAAGAAAGGAGUGCCUCUGCCAUUGCUGCUAACCAGACAAUGGCUAUGAUAACCAGGCUUCAAGAGGAGAAAGCAGCAAUGCAAAUGGAAGCUUUACAAUAUCAGAGAAUGAUGGAAGAGCAAUCUGAAUAUGAUCAGGAAGCCUUACAACUUCUGAAUGACCUCAUGGUCAAGAGAGAAAAGGAGAAGCAAGAACUUGAGAAAGAAUUGGAAGUAUAUCACAAGAAGGUUCUGGAUUAUGAAUUGAAAGAGAAGAUGAGAAUAAUGAGGAGAAGUAUUGAUGGAAGCAUAAGAAGCAGGAAAUCUUCUGCUUCUUGCAGCAAUUCUGAGGAUACCGAUGAGCUCUCGAUCGAUCUUAAUCGUGAAGCAAAGGAUGAAGAGAGUAGCUUCUGCAGCCGUCAAGAAAGCAGUAACAAUUCUCCAGCCGAUGAAGUUAUAAAUUUGGAAGAAAUGGCGCUGGAUUGUGUCCAGCAUAUGACUGCUCUUGAUGAAUCAUUGACAGAAUUUGAGGAAGAGAGGUUGUCCAUUCUAGAUCAGCUUAAGAUACUUGAAGAGAAACUACUUACAGUUGGUGAUGAUGAAUUCAUUGAGGAUAUGAAAUCAAUAAACCAAUCCUCAAACUAUGGUGUCAAUCAACUUGAUGAGAACCAUGAAUUUAGCAGUCCAACAGAAAAUGGAGACUCAAAUGAUUUUUAUAAGGAUAGGCUUUAUCCUGAGAGCAAAACUAUGGUUUCCAUGGCAAAGAGCCUGCUUCCUCUUCUGGAUGCAACUGAUAAUGAGACAGAAGAAUUGAUAUAUGAACAACAGGCAGAGUUUGAAUCUGUUGAAAUUCAAAACUCUUCAGUUUCCACUCUUGAUCUUGACAACAAAAGACUAGCCAUUGUGGAAGAGGUGGAUCAUGUGUACGAGCGACUCCAAGCUCUCGAAGAAGAUAGGGAGUUUCUAAAGCAUUGUGUGAGCUCUGUAAAGAAAGGAGACAGAGGUAUGGAUCUUCUCCAAGAGAUCUUGCAACAUCUCCGUGAUCUGAGGGCAGUCGAACUCCGAGCAAGUAACAUGGAUAAUGAUGCUCAGAUCCUCUAGAAAGAAGUUGCAGCAAAAAAAUGGAACUGAUUACAAGAGACUGCUUUCUCCAUGAUGAGAUUAAUGACACUGCAGAUGUCAGCUGUAUAAGAACUUCGCCUGAGCAAGCAAGCAAAAAAAGUUUAUAGAAUUAAGAAUUUUCCGCCCAAAAACCAGGAAACCUCUAGAUGGGGGAGGUGAUCCUGUGGUCUGGUUUGUUUAAAUUAGUGAAGGUCAUGCAGACUACAAAAGUUGAAGGUUUGCCCUUACCUCUUAAGUUGUCUUCUGGGCUUCUACACAAUCAUGUGAAGCCUAAAUUUUGUAGUAUCUCCCCCUCACUGCUCCUUUUUCCUGGAAAAGGCAAAAGAUGGUAAGCUUGAAUGUGCAGGGAAGGUACUCAUUUCAUUAUAUUUAUAUCUCAUUUGAGCAUAGAGGGGAAGGGGCUAAAGGGGAAGAGGAAGAAAGGAUAGUUCUUUCUUCCCCUGGUGUUAGACUUGUUAAAUGCCAUGAAUUUUCAGUAAAUGGAAACAAUUAUAUUGUUAAACAUCUGUCAGUUGUCUUCAUUCAUCAGGGGUGUUUGUCAUUGAAAUGCUUUAACCCUUGCUUUGUGAACCAGUUGCAGGGCAGCUAGCUUUUCACAGAAAUAGAAGACAAGAACCAAUUUAAGUUUCUUUCUAAAUUA
Molecule: messenger RNA, 3670 nt
Organism: Mangifera indica (mango)
Lineage: Eukaryota; Viridiplantae; Streptophyta; Magnoliopsida; Sapindales; Anacardiaceae
Product: myosin-binding protein 3-like
Exons: 4
Coding region: 208-3009 (933 amino acids)
Molecular function (GO): myosin binding
Source: RefSeq, a predicted model, not a curated record